GUCUAUUUUAGCGCUGACAGCCUGACAGGCGAUGGGGAUUGGCUGCUUCGGUUACCUGCUGCCCUGCAUUGGAUUCUAGUGCGGAUUCGGUAAAGGCGGCUAUAGUUCCCCGCUAGGAUGCGAUGAGAGCCUUGUCCUGCUGGAGAGGCUCAACCCGGGUCAUUAUUCGGAUCAGACGAGCUCAGCGGGUUUGGUCUGACGGGGCGGGAAUGGGCUUGGAGCCAGGUGUCGAGAUAUAUAAACGGAGACGUUCCCGGGUGCUAAGAUGAUUUUCUCAGACACUCAGCAACCAAUACCUGAACUCCGAGUCAUUUCAUUGAUAUCCUCAUCCAUCUACUCACCAUGACUGUCACUUCUCCGAAACGUGUUCUGCUCGUUAGCAUUCCUCGUUCGGCAUCGCAUCUGCUCUUGAAAAUCCUCGAUAUCCACAACCAGCCCAAUGUUCUGACUAACGAGGAGGGCGGUUAUUUCUUCUUUCCAGCAUUCAUUCCCGCUGUGCGGGGCGGAUACCUGGACAAGCCGCUGGACCAGUGGUCAGAUCCCGAGAAGCAAGCAGUCAAGGAGUCCUUCGAUGCAUGUGUCGAGCGGCUGGAGGGAUUCUCGGCACGCGCCAGGGAAUCAAAGAAAAUCAUGUUUACCAAGGAGCACGCGUACUGGUUCAUCAACCCGGCGGCCUUGCACGAAAUGGCGACCGGCAUUGAGGACCGUGAGCUCUUCGAGACGUUCCGUCUGCGCGUGUCUGAGACUUAUGGCUCGCAAACAUUUUCCCCAGCAAACAAGACCGUCCUGCCGGAUGAGUACCUCCGCAGUUGGCAGCUGGCGUUUAUCAUCCGUCACCCGGCACUGGCGUGGCCGUCGAUGUAUCGUGCUAUGGCCAAGAUCUCCAAGAUCGGGGGCAUGGACGAUAAAGAGAUUCGAAGUGUUUGGAGCACGAAUAUGACGUUGCGUUGGAGCCGCAUGGUGUAUGAAUGGGCUCUGGAACAGGGAGACUCACCUGCGAUUCUAGAUGCUGACGACGUGACCCAUAAUCCGCUGGCGGUGGCGAGAUUCUGUGAGCUCACCGGAAUGGAUAAGGAUGCACUGAAGUUUGAGUGGAGCAAUGCGGGAAUCAAGGAGAAUGGCCCGAGUGUCGGCAAUGAAGAUGAAAAGGCUCUCGACAUGCGACACAGGAUCAACGCGAUCAUGCUCUCCACGGUUGAGUCCUCGUCGGGAAUUAUCAAGGACAAGACGCCAAAGACCGUUGAUAUUGCGGUGGAAGUUGAGAACUGGAGGGCCGAGUUUGGGGAUGAGAUUACUGAGCUUAUUGAAAAGGCCGUCAUCGAAUCUAUGCCAGACUAUGAAUAUCUCAAGGCUCGACGGAUUACCGGAUGAUCUCGUUAGUUCAACAGACUUCAUUAAGUGAACGGUGAUAAUGAACUUCCAUAAACCUUCUAGGUAAGUAAGAGAGUAUUUGAGGCUAGCACCUCGUCAGCAUAUAGGGUGCGGAAAUUGGGAUUGUGGAGGCAUGGACCGUCUGUCUAGAUAAGAUGACCUCGAGUUAGAUCUAUUAACCUAAAUGCAUGCGUGUGGAAGUGGAAAGCUCGC
Aspergillus ibericus CBS 121593 is the source of this 1584-nucleotide messenger RNA. RefSeq lists its product as uncharacterized. The record is from RefSeq and is a predicted model, not a curated record. NCBI's taxonomy places the organism in Eukaryota, Fungi, Ascomycota, Eurotiomycetes, Eurotiales, Aspergillaceae. The coding region runs from base 343 to 1371 and encodes 342 amino acids. The transcript has a single exon.